AUGCGUCUGCUCAACGCUUUUGUAGCCAUCGCGGCAAUCAUCCCAUCAGCUUUCGCUGCUCUACCUACCGUAGCUGAAGGAUUCGCCUCCAGCACCACGGGUGGCAAAGGUGGCCAGGUCGUUCGUCCCAAGAACAACCAGGAACUUGCCAAUUAUCUGAAGGAUAACACUGCUCGUAUCAUUUACUUGGAGCGAACCUUUGACUUCAAGGGCUCCGAAGGGUCUGCGACUGAGACCGGUUGCGCCCCUUGGGGUACAGGCGCCAACUGCCAGCUGUCUAUCAACAAGAACGACUGGUGCACCAACUACAACCCAGGUGCUAAGAAAGUUACUGUCAAGUAUGACAAGGCUGGUCUGAACCCUCUCAUGGUUGGUUCAAACAAGAGCAUCAUCGGUGUCGGCUCUGAGGGUGUUAUCAAAGGCAAGGGUCUUCGUCUCGCCAAUGGCGUCAAGAAUGUCAUUAUCCAAAACAUCCACAUCACCGACCUCAACCCAUCUCUGGUCUGGGGUGGCGAUGCCAUUACUCUCGAUGGAACGGAUAACAUCUGGAUUGAUCACUGCACUACCUCCCUCAUUGGUCGUCAGCACAUUGUUCUUGGUACUGGUGCCAGUGGUCGCGUUUCUAUUACUAACAACAAGAUUGAUGGCCUCAGCAACUGGUCUGCCAGCUGCAACACCUAUCAUUACUGGGCUAUCCUGUUCCUUGGAAAGAGCGAUAUGGUUACCUUCAAGGGCAACUACAUGUACCACAUCUCUGGUCGUGCUCCUAAAGUUUCAGGCAACACCCUUCUUCACGUCGUCAACAACUACUUCUACGACAUCUUCGACCAUGCUUUCGAGAUUGAGGAGAACGGCCAAGUUCUCGCCGAAGGAAACAUCUUCCAGAACGUCAAGAACCCUCUCAAGACUGGCACCAAGGGUCGUCUCUUCACUGUCCCUACCGUUGGCUCAGCUGGUGUCUGCAAAGCUGCCCUCGGCCGCGCUUGUGAGAUCAACGCCUUUGGAAGCUCUGGUACUUUCCCUGGCGACGACACUGGCUUCCUCGGCAACUUCAAGGGCAAGACUAUUGCUUCUGCUGCUGCAGCUUCAAGCGCUAAGAAUGCCAUGACCAAGGCGGGUUUCGGUGUUGCUUAA
This is a messenger RNA of Fusarium coffeatum, 1134 nucleotides long. RefSeq lists its product as uncharacterized. The transcript has 2 exons. Gene Ontology annotation, molecular function: pectate lyase activity. NCBI's taxonomy places the organism in Eukaryota, Fungi, Ascomycota, Sordariomycetes, Hypocreales, Nectriaceae. Bases 1 to 1134 code for a protein of 377 amino acids. The record is from RefSeq and is a predicted model, not a curated record.